ACAACGAACACAACACAACGAUUUCUCUUCAAUAAGAAAAGCCCGACCCCAUUUAGCCAGAAGCGCGUGAUUCAUUUUCAAGAUUUUCUGAAUCCAAGACAUCUACGGCCAAUAGUGAAUUAUUUAUUAAUUGAACUAUAUGAACCAGAUACUUAGCGAUAAUGCCACGAUCAUAAGCAGUGCCUUUUAGCUUUUUCUUUGUUCUUUUUUUGUCCAAGAAAACAUGUCAUAUGGUCAGUUUCGUCAGAAUUCCCAGCACGAUCACAGAAGAAGAGGAAAGCUGGCCCAGCCGAACCUAUCUGAAAGCGAAGGGAAAUCGAAAAUGGAAAAGGCAAAGCAAUUUCUGCAACCGACCCAAGCAGAUUCAGACAUAAUCUCUCGCCUCAUCAUUCCAACCCACCGACCCGGUGCUGAUACCAGUUUCUACGAAGAUUUCGCCCUCAAAGGCAUCCGAGUGGACCGAGUCGAACAAGGUCUAGUUGUUUGUACCUUCAAGGUCCCUCCUCGCCUCGCCGAUAGGAAUGGAAAAUUAGCUACGGCCGCAAUUGCAAAUCUGGUCGAUGAAGUCGGCGGUGCAGUAGCUCAUACUGAGGGUCUACCCAUGAAUGUAUCAGUGGACAUGUCCAUUUCAUUUUUAUCUUCGGCCAUGGUUGGUGAUGAAUUGGAGAUUACAUCAAGGCUUUUAGGUAGAAAAGGAGGUUAUUCUGGAACUUUAGUGCUAUUGAAGAACAAAGUGUCUGGUGAGCUAAUUGCUGAAGGUCGACAUUCAUUGUUUGGAAAACAUGCUAGCAAACUCUGAUUUCAUCCAUUUCCAGUCUCAAAUUUGUAAAUAAAUAUGCAACAAAUACAUGAAAGCCAAAGAGAGAGACAUAUAGUUUAUAUUAUUCAGGGCUGGUGAUGUAUUUUGAUUAGAUAGGUGGUCCGAUCUUGUAGUACUGUACUUGGAGUAAACAAAUAUGUUGGUUUUUCUUUUCUUUUCAUUUUCAUUUGUUGUACAAAUUCUUAAUUUUAUUAAGGCUAAUAAAGUUUUUUUUUUCUUCC
Messenger RNA from Cannabis sativa, 1041 nucleotides. RefSeq lists its product as uncharacterized. The transcript is spliced from 3 exons. The record is from RefSeq and is a predicted model, not a curated record. Lineage: Eukaryota; Viridiplantae; Streptophyta; Magnoliopsida; Rosales; Cannabaceae. The coding region runs from base 224 to 799 and encodes 191 amino acids. Gene Ontology annotation, molecular function: fatty acyl-CoA hydrolase activity.